GGUGCCGCUCGUUCCAAUGUCGCUGUAUCUUCUCGUCUGUGCAACUGCUUAACACCUCGCCAUUGCUCCUCGUUUGAUUCUUCAGGUAUUUCGUGCUAUUCACCGAUCGCUGUAACUCUCACUCCGCUCCAGAUCGCCCAGCGAACGGCGUGGCGUGGUGUAGUGUGUUGCCUUUGGUGCUGUUCAUGGUUAUUAGGGUUUAAGGUCGGGUUUUAGUUAGUGUUUUCACAUUCUCAGACACGGAGGAAGUCACGAACUAGAUCACGUACAAGACCUCCAUCCUAUGCUACGAAAAUCAAAGAAACGUGAGAUUGUAUGUUUAAGGAAAUGCAGUUAUUUGUUGUGCGUUGUGAGGAUAUGUAGGUGCCGACCUGUUAGGGUUCGAGUUUGAAGCGAUCCUCAUUUCACUCCUUCUUGAACAUCAGGAAGUUCCAGUGCUCGUAUUACUGCACUCAUUCUCCGCCAGCCCUUGGUUGCUGAGCUCCAGCUUCUGCUACCAUGCAACCUCAAAUCAUCUUGCUGAAAGAGGGAACAGAUGUUUCUCAAGGGAAAGCUCAACUUAUCAGCAACAUCAAUGCAUGCAUUGCUGUUGUGGAUGUCGUGCGGAGCACCUUAGGGCCCAGGGGUAUGGACAAGCUUGUCCAUGACGACAAAGGGACCACCAUUUCCAAUGACGGAGCAACUAUAAUGAAGCUCUUAGAUAUUGUGCACCCUGCUGCCAAAAUACUCGUGGAUAUUGCCAAGUCGCAGGAUUCAGAGGUAGGUGAUGGAACUACUACCGUGGUGCUCCUUGCCGGAGAGUUCCUCAGGGAGGCCAAGCCUUUUGUUGAAGAUGGAGUACACCCCCAGCUCAUUAUACGGGCUUUCCGAACCGCAGCAGAGUUGGUUGUAAAGAAAGUUAAAGAGCUUGCAGUAAGCAUUGAAGGAAAGAGCAUGGAUGAGAAGAAGAGCUUGCUUGAGAAAUGUGCUGCCACAACUUUGAGUUCUAAACUUGUCGGAGGAGAGAAGGAUUUCUUUGCCAAAAUGGUAGUCGAUGCGGUCGCUAGUCUUGGCCCAGAUAGCCGUCUAAAUAUGAUUGGAAUAAAAAAGGUGCAAGGCGGGACUAUGCGAGAUUCUUUUCUAGUAAAUGGAGUUGCUUUCAAGAAGACCUUCUCUUAUGCAGGAUUUGAACAACAGCCAAAGAAAUUCGAUAAUCCAAAAAUUUUGCUUUUGAAUCUUGAGCUAGAGCUUAAGUCGGAAAAAGAGAAUGCUGAAGUCAGGCUUUCUGAUCCCACCCAGUACCAAACAAUUGUUGAUGCUGAAUGGAACAUUAUUUAUGAGAAACUUGACAAGUGUGUAAAGAGUGGCGCCAAGAUUGUAUUAUCACGGUUAGCUAUAGGAGACUUAGGUACCCAGUACUUCGCUGAUAGAGAUAUCUUUUGUGCGGGUCGUGUGAUGGAAGAAGAUUUACAGCGUGUAGCCUCAGCUACUGGCGCUUCUGUGCAGACGACCGUGAAUAAUGUGAUUCCAGAUGUCCUUGGCCAAUGUGAAUUUUUUGAGGAAAGACAAGUUGGAAACGAGCGCUUUAACAUCUUCACUGGAUGCCCUGGUGGUGAGACAGCAACAAUUGUCCUGCGUGGAGGUGCUGAUCAGUUCAUAGAGGAGGCUGAGCGUAGUCUACAUGACGCAAUUAUGAUCGUGAGGAGAGCAUUGAAGAACUCGAAUGUCGUUGCUGGUGGUGGUGCGAUUGAUAUGGAACUUAGCCGAUACUUACGUCAACAUGCUCGGACAAUUGCUGGGAAAUCACAGCUCUUUAUCAACUCGUAUGCCAAGGCUCUCGAGGUUAUUCCUAGACAACUGUGUGACAAUGCAGGAUUUGAUGCGACUGAUGUGCUGAACAAACUGAGGCAGAAGCAUGCAUUGGCUUCAGGGGAGGGUGCUCUUUAUGGAGUAGACAUCAACAAUGGUGGAAUCAUCGAUACGUUUUCCAGCUUUGUCUGGGAACCAUCUGUCGUUAAGAUCAACGCUCUCACCGCUGCAACAGAGGCAGCCUCUAUUGUUCUAAGUGUUGAUGAGACUAUCAAGAACCCCAAGUCGGAGGCUGCUCAAGGUGAAGCUAUGGGCGGCAGGGGUAUGGGCAGAGGCAUGGGGGGCAUGCGUGGUGGUCGUGGCGGUCGUGGCAUGCGCAGGCGGUAGCAAGUCAUUAAUUUUAUUUCUGGGAGCAAUGUUUUAGUUAGUAAUGGAAUCCCUUAUUUGAACGUAGAACUUCUUUCUUUAGCUUUACACAACCUGUCUUCGCAUGUGGCAUACUUAAACCUCACCCUCCGAUCUCUAGUACAACGACUUGAGAAUGUUCAGUUUUGAUAAUAUUCUACCAUUGGCCCUUACUUUUUCCUUGCGUCUAAGUAAUCCAAGAGCAGAUAAGUCAUUUAGUCAUCAUUUCACAGGGUGCAAUGUUAUUUCGAAGUAUAGCUACGUUACCACUAGCUGGUUGUAAUCAAAUGACAGUUUUUUGGUUCAAUUCGCGCAGGAGAUUUGGAUUUCUUCUUUA
This is a messenger RNA of Physcomitrium patens, 2530 nucleotides long. Its product is annotated as T-complex protein 1 subunit eta. The record is from RefSeq and is a predicted model, not a curated record. Lineage: Eukaryota; Viridiplantae; Streptophyta; Bryopsida; Funariales; Funariaceae. Gene Ontology annotation, biological process: protein folding. Gene Ontology annotation, molecular function: ATP binding; ATP hydrolysis activity; ATP-dependent protein folding chaperone.